Pan troglodytes (chimpanzee) is the source of this 890-nucleotide messenger RNA. RefSeq names its product spermatogenesis associated 3 (gene SPATA3). Bases 142 to 783 code for a protein of 213 amino acids. Lineage: Eukaryota; Metazoa; Chordata; Mammalia; Primates; Hominidae. The transcript is spliced from 4 exons. The record is from RefSeq and is a predicted model, not a curated record.
GUCACUGUUCUCUGUGGGGCCUGGGUCCAGUUGGAGGCCAGAGCCAGGCUCCUAGGGCAGAGGGCAAACGGCCCCUCCAGGAGGGAGCCGGGAGAUUACGCAGCUCCAUGUAGGUCCACGUUUAGGUUGGGAGGAUCUACCAUGAAGAAGGUCAAGAAGAAAAGGUCAGAGGCCAGACGACACCGAGACUCUACCUCCCAGCAUGCUAGCUCCAAUUCCACCUCUCAGCAGCCUAGCCCUGAAUCCACACCACAGCAGCCUAGUCCUGAAUCCACACCACAGCAGCCUAGCCCUGAAUUCACACCACAGCAUUCCAGCCUUGAAACCAACUCCCAGCAGCCAGCAUCCCAAGCCCUUCCAGCACCCGAAAUCCGCCGCUCCUCUCGCUGCCUGUUAUCUCCAGAUGCUAACGUGAAGGCAGCCCCUCAAUCCAGGAAAGCAGGGCCUCUGACUCGCGCCGGCCCGCAUUCCUGCUCCUGUGCCACUUGCCCCUGCAGCUCCGCUUGCUGGCGUCGUCUGGGGCUAUGCCAUAGCCGCAUCUUCGAUGUCUUUCUGCCUCGGGACUGGCAGAUGGCGCCAGGGAGAGGACUCCCCAACCUGCUCACCUUCUACAGAGAGGCACUGAAGCCCAGCUUCCCACCACCCCCACUUCUGCUUUGCUCUACAGAAAAUCUUCAAGAAAACCCUCCAGUCAUCGUAACGCGUGUCCUCCAAGCCCUCGGAACUGUGGCUGUGGCUCUGGGGGCUCUGGGAGCUGCCUACUACAUCACUGAAUCCUUGUGAACAAGCCCCUAGGCCCACGGUCUGGCAGAUCCAGUUUCCAUCAAAGGGACCUCUCUUGUCACCAAAAUUUAAAAAAAGAAAAAUAAAAAACGAAUUCUGUUUCUUUA